This is a messenger RNA of Gymnodraco acuticeps, 2160 nucleotides long. It is a transcript of the gene tcp1, whose product is annotated as t-complex 1. The record is from RefSeq and is a predicted model, not a curated record. The transcript has 12 exons. Lineage: Eukaryota; Metazoa; Chordata; Actinopteri; Perciformes; Bathydraconidae. Gene Ontology annotation, cellular component: chaperonin-containing T-complex. Gene Ontology annotation, molecular function: ATP binding; ATP hydrolysis activity; ATP-dependent protein folding chaperone. Gene Ontology annotation, biological process: protein folding. Bases 229 to 1902 code for a protein of 557 amino acids.
UAUAAGAAAUAACGGGACAAAGUGUACUUUUCUAAUUUAAUAAGGGAACUGGUUAACGUGGAACUUCAUUACAAUUCCAAAGUUGAUAUCUUUAACAUAAUUAAAAAGCUUUAGUUCCGCAAUUACAUGUUUUAGUGGACAUUUUCUUCUCGAAUCUUCUCCUUAAUACCGGGUUACCCAUAGUGCACUGCGGUUCUUCCUUUCUUCUCAGUUGUGUGGUUGUCCAAAAUGUCCCUCUUAGAUGGUCCGUUGAACGUGCUCGGCCAGAGGACAACUGGCGAGUCUGUUCGUACUCAAAAUGUCAUGGCCGCAUCAGCCAUCGCUAACAUCGUCAAGAGCUCCCUGGGACCUGUUGGCCUGGACAAGAUGUUGGUGGACGAAAUUGGGGACGUGACCAUCACCAACGAUGGAGCGACCAUCCUGAAGCUGCUGGAGGUGGAGCACCCAGCGGCCAAGGUCCUGUGUGAGCUGGCUGACCUGCAGGAUAAGGAGGUCGGGGACGGGACCACGUCUGUGGUAAUUCUUGCUGCAGAAUUGCUCAAAAGUGCAGAUGAGCUGGUGAAGCAGAGGAUUCACCCCACGUCAGUCAUCAGUGGAUAUCGUCUGGCUUGCAAGGAAGCAGUUCGCUACAUUAAUGAGAAUCUCACUAUUGGAACAGAGGAACUGGGCAGAGAGUGCUUAAUCAAUGCAGCCAAGACCUCCAUGUCCUCCAAAAUCAUUGGAACUGAUGCAGAUUUCUUUGCUAACAUGGUGGUGGAUGCUGCUCUUGCUGUGAAGUUUGUGGACGCCAAGGGGGUGGCCAAAUAUCCCAUCAACUCUGUGAAUGUGCUGAAAGCUCACGGCCGUAGCCAGAAGGAGAGCUUCUUGGUUAAUGGAUACGCAGUGAACUGCACUGUUGGGUCACAAAUGAUGGUGAAGCGUAUCCUCAACGCCAAGAUUGCCUGCCUGGACUUCAGUCUGCAGAAGACCAAGAUGAAGAUGGGAGUCCAAGUCCUGAUCAGCGACCCAGAGAAGCUGGACCAGAUCAGACAAAGGGAGUCUGAUAUCACCAAGGAGAGGAUCCAAAAGAUUCUGGCCUCAGGCGCAAACGUUAUCCUGACCACCGGUGGCAUUGAUGACAUGUGUCUGAAGUACUUUGUGGAUGUCGGAGCCAUGGCAGUGAGGAGGGUUCUCAAGAAGGACCUCAAGCGCAUUGCCAAGUCAACAGGAGCCACCGUCUGCCCUUCUUUGACCAAUCUGGAGGGAGAGGAGACAUUCGAGCCGACUAUGCUCGGCCAGGCUGAGGAGGUUGUGCAAGAUCGCAUCUGUGACGACGAGCUCAUCAUGGUCAAGAAUACCAAAGCACGCACAUCAGCAUCCAUCAUUCUGCGCGGGGCCAACGACUUCAUGUGUGACGAGAUGGAGCGCUCUCUGCAUGACGCUCUCUGUGUGGUCAAGAGGGUGCUGGAGUCAAAGUCUGUGGUGCCAGGAGGCGGCGCUGUGGAGGCAGCUCUGUCCAUCUACCUGGAGAAUUAUGCCACAAGCAUGGGUUCCCGGGAGCAGCUGGCUAUUGCCGAGUUUGCUCGUUCUCUCCUCGUCAUCCCGAAGACGCUGGCUGUAAACGCAGCUCAGGACUCCACAGAUCUGGUGGCAAAGCUUCGGGCCUUCCACAAUGAGGCUCAGGUUAAUCCUGAACGCAAGAACCUCAAAUGGAUUGGUCUUGACCUGCUCAACGGCAAACCUAGAGACAACCGUCAGGCGGGCGUGUACGAGCCCACCAUGGUGAAGACAAAGAGCCUCAAGUUCGCCACGGAGGCUGCGAUCACCAUCCUUCGUAUCGACGACCUCAUCAAACUGUUCCCAGAGCAGAAGGAGGGCGGGCAGUCGUACCAGGAUGCAGUGCAGUCUGGAUCUCUGGGUUAAAGGCUGUGAUUGGUCCUGAUAGGUUCAUCAUCUGUAUUUAUACGUAAGGAGCUCUUCAUGGCUGAUGCUCUAGUAUAGGUCGUGCACUUUGCCUGUUUACUGUUCUUUCACUCCCUCGCCUCCAGAGGAACUGUAAGUGAUAUUUUGUUUGGACACUUAAUAAAGCUCCAAUGUACAUGUACAUGACUUGAUUAGUUAAUUCCGAUUUUCAUUGAUGUGGUUAUUGUGCAAGCUUUCAUAAACGAGUUCCGAAGACGU